GCUAUGUCUGCCGCGAGGGGUGCUGGGAAUUGUAGGCACUUGUCGGCCGGAACAUGGCGGAUGGAGCCGGGAAACUGCAGGAGGAGGCGCUCAGGAGGAAGGAGCGGCUGAGAGUGUUGAGGGAGCGGCAGUUACAGAACCGAAACCAAGAUGAAGGGGAGCCAGAGAAUAAACAGCUUAGAGAGGAUGAGGAUAAGGAUGAUGAGGAGGUAAAACACAGAGAAUUAAAACUCCGUAACUAUGCCCCAGAAGAUAAAGAACUGAAAGAACGACAAGUGCCCAAAGCCAAGCCAGCCUCAGUGGAGGAUAAGGUGAAGGAUCAACUUGAAGCAGGGAAACCUGAACCAAUCAUUGAAGAAGUGGACUUGAUGAAUCUUGCACCCAGGAAGCCUGACUGGGAUCUGAAAAGAGAUGUAGCCAAGAAACUGGAAAAGUUGGAGAAGAGGACACAGAGAGCCAUAGCAGAACUAAUCCGGGAGAAACUAAAAGGCAAUGAAGAUGAUCUGGCAUCUGUAGUUGGAACUGUGAAGCCAGAAGAUUAUGACUCUGAGUGAUUCAGAUUCUCACAUGGACAAUGAGGUGGAGGAGGGCUAGACAUAAACCAGUCGACUUCUGGAAAUGUGAACACUGCCAUAGUAUCUGGAAACUUCUGUUCACCUUCGCCGUGGAAGGAAGUCCACUGAGUGGUCACAGCAAAGAGAAAGGCCAUUCAGCCCUUCUUCCAAGAAGAUCCAUAGUGAUUGUCCAGCUGUUUAAUCAUUGAUUCCAAAGUCUCUACCACCUUGCCUGGAAGUCGAUUCCAUAUGUUGAUAUGUGAAGAGCUUCCUGAUAUCAGUCCUAAAUUUUCUUUCCCAUUGUUACAGUUUACCUUGAUCUCACAGGAUUUAUUUUUUCUACCAUUUACUAUUUUCUAGAUCUUUACUAGAUCUCUCAUGGUUACUUCCUUUCCAGGUCAAAGAUCCAGAGUUUAUUCUUGUAACUCAGCCUCUCUGAGUUUCUAUGCACUGACUCCAGGGUGUGAAUGACUCCUUUGUCUUGUGCUGACCAGAGCUGGACAUAGUAGUCAGUGCAGUCUGUCUAUUGUUCUGUGUAGUUAUGCACAAACAGCUGUUUACUUUGGAAUGUUGAGUCUUUCUUUUACAUUUUGUCCUGAUUUCUCAAGUGGUGAAUUGCUUGAUGUUGGUUUUAAGGUGAGAACUUUACUAAGCUUAGCAUUGAGUCUUUCGGACACCUGCAACAUGAUUGACUUCCCCCUAAGAGAUCACUAAUGUCCCCUUAUUAUCACGGACUCUGCCUUCAGCUCACUUGGUCCUGCAAGAAAUCUAAUCAAAUUGGUGUGAAUUGAAAGAAUUGGGGAAAUGGGGGUUGUGAGGUUGUACAAGGACCAGAGCUUGCAUCAGGAUCUGAGAAGUGAAGCCUUCACCAUUAAAACCCAUUCCAAUCACAGAGUGGAAUUCAUGCCAGUGGCUGCAGAUGUAUAAUCUGAGCUAACUAAUAAACUUCUGUAACAUUUAAAAAUAAUGUAAACCUGCAAAAGAUUGGAUCUGAAACAAAAAACGUGGUCAUAUGCUGGGCAGUACCUGAAAGAGGAAAGGCAGGUGAAUAUUUCAGAUAAAGACCCUCCAUCAGAAAUGCUGGACAGUCUAUACCUGAACCACAGGCAGACCUGCUAUGUGUUCCUGCAAUUAUUUUUAACACUGAGAGUUUCUUGAGUUUCAACCCAGCAUGUUGUGUCUGUGUGCUGUAUCUUUUUCUGGAUAUCUGUGAAGAUUGUAAAUCUUUAUCAUGUGUGGGUAUCUGUAUUCCUCUGUGUGGGGGUGUGAGUGUCCAUCUGCUCCUCUCUGUAUGAGAGGUGCAUCCACAUCUCUGUUUGUCCAUGUAUACUGUUGACAAGUCAGAGUUUUGCUCAGCAGAUCUGCCCCUUUGUUUACUUAUACUUUCUGCUCUGUGAUCUUUAGACAUUUUUAUAUGAAAUGUUGUAUCAAUUUAUAAUAAAAACAAAGUAUAAUCCAAA
Carcharodon carcharias (great white shark) is the source of this 2014-nucleotide messenger RNA. It is a transcript of the gene ccdc12, whose product is annotated as coiled-coil domain containing 12. The transcript is spliced from 7 exons. The coding region runs from base 54 to 554 and encodes 166 amino acids. Lineage: Eukaryota; Metazoa; Chordata; Chondrichthyes; Lamniformes; Lamnidae. The record is from RefSeq and is a predicted model, not a curated record. Gene Ontology annotation, cellular component: U2-type spliceosomal complex; post-mRNA release spliceosomal complex.